UUCGAAAGCGGGGCGGAGAAACUAUGCCGCCGGCUUUGGGGGCUACGUACGCCGCAGGCGCUGGCCUGCUGGGGGCGCUGGCUGCCUGCUCAGCCAAGCUGGCCUUAGGCACUGAUUAUUUGUGGGCUGCCUGCGGUGCUGUCCUCGGGGGAGAGGAGACCGCCGUGGAAGCCUGCGCCUGGGUACCCGUGAUACUUCGAGUAGCUUGUGGUGCUCUAGUGUUUGUGUUCAAUGCCAUAAUGUGGACAUUCUUUGCUAAAGCUUUAAGAUAUUCCUCCUCCUCGGCUGCAGUAACUGUGACAUCAACAGCAUCCAACUUCAUCUUUUCAGCCUUUUUUGGAAGGUGGUUGUUUGGAGAAAUUCAUGCCCUGUUAUGGUGGGUUGGAAUAUCCAUUUCCCUCCUGGGACUUCUGUUGCUUCACACUGCACCAUCUCUACCAGAACAGCAAAUCUCUCUGAAGGAGAAAAAGAAAUAGAAUGCAACAGGCUUUUAAUUCAUAACACAGGGAAGGAAUAAACAAAUAAAGUGGGACUCCAAGUUUGGUGGAAAUAUAGUAUUGUUAUGGAUGUACUUAUAGCAGAUUUCUGUGAUGCUAUUUCUGUGGGGUACUUCGAUUCCGAGAAUAUCUUUCCAGAAAAUGUAGUUAUCAAUUAAUGAGGGAGGGUUCAGCUUUCUGAAUCUGGAACUAUUAUCAUGCUUACCUAUUGUCAAGUAUUAAAUACUGGAAACCAACAAAUGGUGUUAGUUUUCUGGCUUGAACAACUUUGGAAUAUACAUAUAUAGCACCUUUGGUUAGAUGGACAGUAUUAGAUCAAAAUAUACUAGAACUCUAGUAUCUCUAGAAACAAUUGUGUCAGAAAGUUAUGGAAUGUGAUGUCCAAUAAAUGAAGAGUUCACUCCUUUUCUCAUGCUAAAUUGACUGUAUGGGGAAACCCAACUCUGAAAAUUGGGAAAAAGAUGGUGAUAUGGAAAAAUUGGAUGGAGGUGGGGAUAUUGACUUUGGACCAACUGAUAGAUAAGGAAAAUGAAUGUUUAACAUACACUAUGUUAAGAGAUAAAUAUCAACUAUCAGAUGAAGCCCAAUGGCAAUAUUUACAACUACAACAUUUGUUAAA
This is a messenger RNA of Python bivittatus (Burmese python), 1116 nucleotides long. It is a transcript of the gene TMEM42, whose product is annotated as transmembrane protein 42. Lineage: Eukaryota; Metazoa; Chordata; Lepidosauria; Squamata; Pythonidae. The record is from RefSeq and is a predicted model, not a curated record.